This is a messenger RNA of Erinaceus europaeus (western European hedgehog), 890 nucleotides long. RefSeq names its product stimulator of chondrogenesis 1 (gene SCRG1). NCBI's taxonomy places the organism in Eukaryota, Metazoa, Chordata, Mammalia, Eulipotyphla, Erinaceidae. The coding region runs from base 488 to 784 and encodes 98 amino acids. The transcript is spliced from 3 exons. The record is from RefSeq and is a predicted model, not a curated record.
AAAUUAGCCAUUUCCCCCUCCUUUUCUCUACUUCUCUCGCCUGCUUUCUCUGUUUCUAUUUCUGUCUGUUACACACACAAGCAUACAUAUAUUUCUCAUAGAAGCAUUCCUUUUGUGUUCCUUUAAAUCUUUUUUUUUUUUUUCUGCAAGGAAAGUUUAUCUCCCUGAGAUUCCUGUAGAGACUACUUAACUCCCCUCUGCAAAGAAGCUACUUUCUUCAUUCUUACCUGGUUUAGAAGAAUCUUAGGGAGGCAGUUCUUAAUAAUCCUCUCUCUCUUCCACUCCCUCCUCCCCCCAACCCUGGCUGGAGCUGUGAGACAGUCAAUCCAGGCAAAAGACAAGACUGACAAAGGUUCAUUUAUAAAGAGCCUCCUUCUAGUACCUCCCUUCUCCUCCUUCUGCGCAAAACCUUCUACUGAGUUGGAGAAUUUAAGAAGCUUCUUCUGCCAAGAAGGCCAAAAGGAAAGAAGGGGGUCUGGAAAUCAAAAUGAAAUUUAUAGUACUUGUCUUUAUCAUUGAGAUGGCUUUGCUGUCAGGAAUCCAAACCUUGCCUGUAAAUCGUCACUCUUGCUACAGAAAGAUACUAAAAGAUGGCAACUGUCACAACCUUCCAGAAGGAGUACCUGACAUGACAAAGAUUGAUGUAAAUGUUCAGGAUCAUUUCUGGGAUGGGCAAGGAUGUGAAAUGAUCUGCUACUGCAACUUCAGUGAACUGCUCUGCUGCCCCAAAGAUAUCUUCUUUGGGCCAAAGAUCUCCUUUGUGAUUCCUUGUAACAAUUAUUGAGAUUCUUCAAGUAUUCCAGAGAACACCUUCCCUAAUAUCCAAAUCUUCUGUGUAGUUGUAUUCUAGUUUCUAUCCAGUGCAAUAAAGUAGUUUUUAUAAAUUCUUA